CCUCCCCGCCAAUCGCGGCUCUGCCAGGCUGAGGGGUCGGCGUUCGGGGAGUGGUGAGGGGCGGCCGCGCUCCAUGGUCGCCGCCCGCGGGAGGCGCCUGUACUGUGCAUUCCGUGUUAAUUCAUGAGGUUGCUGUUCGUUGAGGACACAGGGAGAGGAGACCAGAAACCCCAGUGGUGAUUUUUGGUGAAGUCACGAGUCGCUAUGAAGGCUCUGUAUGGUCAGCAGAAUUCUCCUGGAGAGGAAAUGACAUUUGUGUUCCAGGAAAGAGAGAAUCUCCCUGCCACCAGGGCCCACGAUGUGAAGGUGCAGGUCAGAGCCUGUGCUCUCAGCUGGGUGGACACAAAGCUCCUGUCAGAAAUUCAGCUGAAGAAGGAACUGGUGCCUGUUGGGCGAGAAAUCUCAGGAGUAGUGCUGGAAGUUGGAAGCCAGGUGACCUUUUUCCAGCCAGAUGAUGAAGUGGUGGGAAUUUUGCCUCUGGAUUCUGAGGAGUCUGGUGUCUGUGAAGUUAUCCUGGUUCAUGAGCAUUAUUUGGUCCACAAGCCAGACAAGGUGUGCUGGGUGGAGGCUGCCGGGACGCUGCGGGACGGACUCCGCGCCUACACCGCCCUGCACUACCUGGGCCAGGUGUGCCCUGGCAGGAGUGUCCUGGUCCUGGAUGGAGCAAGUCCCUUCGGUACCAUCGCCAUUCAGCUGGCUCAGCACAGAGGGGCCAAGGUCAUCUCCACUGCCCACAGCCUGGAGGACAAGCAGUACCUGGAGAGGCUCAGACCUGCUGGGGGAGUCCGGCAGCCCUUGGUGGCCCGGGUGAUCGAUGUGUCCCACGGGAAGAUCGACGUGGCCGAGAGCUGCCUGGAGGAGACGGGCGGGCUGGGCGUGGACAUCGUGCUGGAUGCCGGAGUGAGGCUGUUCAGUGCUGAAGAUGAGCCAGCUCCCAAAUCCCAGCUGCUGCCUCACAAGCACGACAUCAUCACCCUGCUUGGGGUGGGGGGCCACUGGAUAACCACGGAACAGAACCUGCAGCUGGAUCCUCCAGACAGCCACUCCUUGUUCCUUAAGGGAGCCACAGUGUCCUUCCUGAACGAUGAGAUCUGGAACUUGUCCAAUGUGAAGCAGGGCAAGUAUCUCGCCAUCCUGGAAGAUAUCAUGGAUAAAUUAUCAAAUGGCAUUUUCAGGCCUCAGCUGGAUGAACCCAUCCCAUUGUACGAGGCCAAAGUUUCUAUGGAAAUGGUUCAGAAGAAUCAAGCAAGAAAGAGGCAAGUCAUCCAGUUCUGACACACAACCUCUGAUUUCUGAGCCUGGGGAAGAUAAAGAGAUGUAUUUGUGGAGUAAAUCAGCGUACAUUUGCAGGCAGUAAACAGAAUUUAAACAUUCUUUGUAUCUCAGCACAAAUGGUUUCUGAAGCUUCCAUGAUUUCAGGGGUUUUUAAUUCCCUUGAGCAGAAUGUUCCCAUCAGCAGGUUCUGAAGAAGCCUUGACAAAAAAAAUCUUAUCUGCCCUGCUGCACUUAGAAAUGUCAGAAACAUCUACAGGCAAACUCAGUCACUGUUGGUUUUCAACCUUAAGAAAUUAAAGAGGGAAAAAAAGA
This is a messenger RNA of Catharus ustulatus (Swainson's thrush), 1587 nucleotides long. It is a transcript of the gene CRYZL1, whose product is annotated as crystallin zeta like 1. NCBI's taxonomy places the organism in Eukaryota, Metazoa, Chordata, Aves, Passeriformes, Turdidae. The transcript has 15 exons. Bases 205 to 1275 code for a protein of 356 amino acids. Gene Ontology annotation, molecular function: oxidoreductase activity. The record is from RefSeq and is a predicted model, not a curated record.